Molecule: messenger RNA, 1350 nt
Organism: Medicago truncatula (barrel medic)
Lineage: Eukaryota; Viridiplantae; Streptophyta; Magnoliopsida; Fabales; Fabaceae
Exons: 3
Coding region: 1-1350 (449 amino acids)
Molecular function (GO): zinc ion binding; nucleic acid binding
Source: RefSeq, a predicted model, not a curated record
AUGAAUGAGCGGAGGGGUAAGCACCAACAAAGUCGUGGUAAACCUUACAGUGCUCCAGCUGAUAAGGGUAAGCAUAGGGUGAAUGAUAAGAGGAGGCCCAGAAAGAGAGAUACUCCUACUGAAGUUGUGUGUUUCCGAUGUGGAGAGAAAGGUCAUAAGAGUAACGCUUGUGGUGGCGAUGUAAAGCGGUAUUUCCGUUGUGGCAGAAAAGGACAUACAAUUGCAGAUUGCAAGCAUGAUGAUAUAGUUUGCUUUAAAUGUGGUGAAGAAGGACAUAUUAGCCCUCAGUGUAAGAAACCUAAUAAAGCUCAGUCUAGUUGCAAGGUGUUUGCUUUAGCUGAUACUGGUGCUACAUAUUGUUUUAUUGCUGCUGAUUGUGUUUCGAAAUUGGGUCUUGUUAUGUCAUCUAUUAAUGGGGAAAUGGUUGUCGAAACCCCGGCUAAGGCUUCGGUGACUAGUUCUCUAGUAUGCUUGAAGUGUCCUUUGUUGAUGUUUGGUAGAGAUUUUGCAGUGGACUUAGUCUGUUUGCCGUUGACUGGGAUGGAUGUAAUACUAGAGAGGGAAGUAGAAUUUUCUAUUGAACUUAUUCCGGGUACGAAACCUGUUUCUAUGGCACCUUACCGUAUGUCAGCUUCCGAAUUAGCUGGGUUGAAAAAGCAGUUAGAAGAUUUGCUUGAUAAAAAGUUUGUAAGACCGAGUGUAUCGCCUUGGGGAGUGUCGGUGUUAUUGGUUAAGAAGAAAGAUGGUAGCAUGAGGUUAUGUAUAGAUUACCGGAAGUUGAAUAAAGUGACAAUAAAGAAUAGAUAUCCACCUCCGAGGAUCGACGAUUUGAUGGAUCAGUUGAUGGGUGCGCGUGUGUUCAGUAAAAUUGACUUAAGAUGGGGCUAUCACCAUAUCAAAGUGAAAGAUGAGGAUAUUCAGAAGACGGCCUUUAGGACACAUUACGGACAUAACGAAUAUUCUGUGAUGCCUUUCGGUGUUAUUAAUGCGCCAGGAGUAUUUAUGGAAUAUAUGAAUUGUAUUUUUCAUACUUAUCUAGAUCGUUUUGUUGUUGUGUUUAUAGAUGAUAUUCUGAAAUACUCUAAGUCUGAGGAGGAACAUGCCGAGCAUUUGAGAAUUGUUUUGCAAGUGCUGAAGAAGAAUUUAUAUGCCAAGUUAUCGAAGUGCGAAUUCUGGUUGAACGAAGUGAGUUUUCUUGGUCAUAUUAUUUCUGGUAGUGGUAUUGUUGUAGACCCAUCUAAGGUUGAUGCAGUAUCGCAAUGGAGACUCCGAAGUCGGUUACCGAGGUUAGGAGCUUUUUGGGUUUGGCAGGUUAUUAUCGAAGAUUUAUUGAAGGAUUUUCCAAGUUAG